Molecule: messenger RNA, 2277 nt
Organism: Pimephales promelas (fathead minnow)
Lineage: Eukaryota; Metazoa; Chordata; Actinopteri; Cypriniformes; Leuciscidae
Gene: gatad1
Product: GATA zinc finger domain containing 1
Biological process (GO): regulation of DNA-templated transcription; chromatin organization
Cellular component (GO): nucleus
Molecular function (GO): sequence-specific DNA binding
Source: RefSeq, a predicted model, not a curated record
UUACAUUGGCAUAUUUCGUAUCCGGGAAGAUUUUUUCUUAUGCUUGAUAAAACCAAACAUACGGGACCCAUCAUUCAUUGUUUUCAAAAUGAAAGAUGUCUAUUUGAGGUUAAACGAAUGAUCAUAUUUCUUCGAAUUCGCCAUUUAUUGUAGAUUUUUGGCUGUGAUCGCAUUCUAUAGGAAAAACACGACGGUUUAACGUUAGUUCAGAAUUAACUUCGCAAGACCGUUGUAAACGCAACCUUGCCAGGCUGCUGCUUGUGGUCAGCAAACAUGCCUCUUGGUCUAAAACCAUGUUGUGCUGUAUGCAAGACGAACUCUUCUUCCAUGUGGAAAAAAGGAAACCAGGGGGAAAUUUUGUGUAACAACUGCACGGGUAAAAUUGUAACGAGUGGAGGAUCCGGAGCAUCUGCUUCAUCCACCAUCCAGCAGAAUAAUGGCGGAGGAAAACAGUCCAAACAGGAAAUCCACAGACGCUCCGCUCGGUUACGGAGCACCAAGUACAAAGCACCAGCAUCUGAGAAAAAAGUCUCGACCAAAGGAAAGGGCAGACGACAUAUUUUUAAAUUAAAAAAUCCUAUCAAAGCACCAGAGUCUGUGUCAACAAUCAUCACAUCGGAGUCCAUGUUUUACAAGGGUGUCUAUUAUCAAAUAGGAGAUGUCAUUAAAGUAAUAGACGAGGAUGACGGUAAACCGUAUUACGCACAGAUUCGUGGUUUUGUCCAGGACCAGUACUGUGAGAAAAGUGCUGCGUUAACUUGGCUGAUCCCAACUCAGGCCAGUCCUCGAGAUCGAUUUGAUCCAGGCACAUACAUCCUUGGCCCUGAAGAGGACUUGCCAAGAAAAAUGGAAUACCUGGAGUUUGUCUGUCAUGCUCCAUCAGAGUAUUUCAAAUCAAGAAGUUGCCCUUUCCCAACAAUACCAGUCCGUCCUGAUAAAGGCUACGUCUGGACUCAUAUUGGACCAACACCUGCUGUUGCCAUCAAAGAAACUGUUGGGUGAAGUUAACCCUUAAAAUCACUGUACAUUCAGACUGAACUGAACUUUUUGCCUUUUCAGUCCACUUUCAAAAACUCAACUGUUCUGCUUGAAUUAGGAUAUGUGAGGUAUUGGCCAUCGAAUAUUUUCUACAAUUACAUUUGUAACUGAAUACUCCCGAGCUCUUAUUUUCCAGAGGAGCCUCAGAACGCCUGUUAAACACAUAAGCCGCUGUAUUCGACAUUACGACACAGAGGUCACAUUUGAAUACAAAGUUAAUUUGUAUUUAAUUCAGAGUGUCCAUAUGCGACUCCCUUUUCAGGCAUCUAUAAAUUCAUUCAUGUUUUGUACUUGUUUAUUUCCCAAAUGUGUUUUCAACCAACGUUUACCAUCCUAAUGUUAACACAAGACCAUGAACAAAAGACACAGGAGGAGUAUGAUCAACAGAACAGGUGAGAACUAAUUAGGAACCAUGACAUCUAAUGAAUAACUUGGGGUGCAUCUCAAUCAGCCCUCGCUUCCUAGGUCAUGAACCAGUAUAUGGUGUACACUAAUUUGGACACUAGUAAGGACUCUGACUCCGAAAUCACAUACUCUCUCGGUACUUGUUUUGAAUAAGUAAUUACUUAUUCACUAAAAAAGUAUGUGUAGUAUGAAUGCAAUCUGGACGUACUACAUUCGCCAUGAUGUCAUUAUCAUGUGACCUACCAGCAUCACUGUCAUUCACAAAUCCUCUCCAGUGGCCUCAUGGGAUAUUAAAGUGUCCAUCAUAUAAACACUUCAGAAUCUCUCACAAUUCGGAAGUAGAAGGUCAUCAGGGUACUUUUCACCGACUCUUUUAUGAGUACUGUGAAUUUGAUACUUUUUUCGUCCAACUAUAUAGUAGGGAAGUAUGUGAUUUCGGAUGCUGCUAUUGGGACACUGCUAACUUUAUGUGCAUCGACCUUACAUUAUUACAUAUACAUGCUUCAUUUCAUGUUAUAUAAAUUAUCCCUGGGUUUCUCUGUGCAUUGUGGGAGUUUUUAGGGAGUGAAUGUUUCAGUUCACUGGAAGGGUGUUGUGGUUGAGGAAGCCCUUAAAAUGGCCGACGCCCUGAUCAGUGGCCUGACUACUCAACUUGGGAGCAGAUUGAAAUGCACUCUAGAACUCAGACAAGUCAGACUAUGAAAACUAUAAAAACCUAAAGACAGAAACUGAACAUGACUGUGACAAUUGUUCAGGUGCUGGGCCGGUGUCUUAAAGAUUUGCCUGAAACAGAUUCCAACUGACUAAUUAAAACAGAUUCAUUUAAAUUUUAAA